This is a messenger RNA of Homalodisca vitripennis (glassy-winged sharpshooter), 1203 nucleotides long. RefSeq names its product MFS-type transporter clz9-like. Gene Ontology annotation, cellular component: nucleus. The transcript has a single exon. Lineage: Eukaryota; Metazoa; Arthropoda; Insecta; Hemiptera; Cicadellidae. Bases 1 to 1203 code for a protein of 400 amino acids. Gene Ontology annotation, molecular function: DNA binding. The record is from RefSeq and is a predicted model, not a curated record.
AUGAAACGUCAUAAGGACAUCUCUCUUCGUGAACCUCAGGCAACAUCAUUGGCUAGAGCAAAAGGAUUUUCUAAAGAAAACGUCAAUGAAUUCUUUAAAAUCUUGAAAACAACUGCUGAUGAAAAUAAUAUUGAUCCUACUACUCUUUUCAACGUUGACGAGACAGGCGUAAGUUCUGUUCUAAAUAAAUGUCAGAAGGUGGUAGCUGAAAAGGGGAAGCGUGCUGUGGGUACAAUAUCUAGUGCAGAAAGAGGAGUCAAUACAACUGUUGUGUGCUGUUCAAGUGCAGCAGGGAUGUAUGUUCCACCCCUUAUUAUUUUCAAAAGAAUGAGAAUGUGUGACGAUUUGAAGGUAGGAGCUCCACCUGGAAGUGUGGUUGAUAUAUCAGAGAAUGGAUGGAUAAACUCUGAGUUGAUUGUUAAGUGGCUUCGUCACUUCAUUGCCACUGUAAAGCCAAGCAAAGAGAGAAAAGUUCUUCUCCUUCUUGAUGGCCACACGACACAUUCUAAGAACUUAGAGGCACUGGAAAUCGCUCGAGAUGCUGGAGUCAUUAUGAUUCAGUUACCAGGACACACAACACACCGGCUACAGCCAUUAGACAGGUCCUUCUUCAAACCAUUUAAGGGCUACUUCAUUCAAGCCGUAGAUAAAUGGUUGCGAACAAACCCUGGCUUAAGAGUCACUCAAUACCAGAUCUCACAGUUAUUGAAAGAAGCAUAUUGUAAGGCUGCGACAAUUGAGAAUUCUUGCAAUGGAUUCAAAUGUAGUGGUGUGUGGCCCAUUGACCCGUCCAUCUUCACUGAGUCAGACUUUUUGCCAGCAGAAUGCCUCAACUCAACUUUGGAUCAAAAUAAAAAUAAAGAUGAAUAUUCAGAUCAAGGGCAAACUUCCUUGGAUGAGAAUAAGCUCCUUAAUGUUGAAGUAACCACGCCGACAGGCUCAACUGGAAAAUUUAAUGAUUCUAUUGAAACAAUUUCUCCGCUUCCUAAACCAACAAAAAUGAGAAGUGGGUCUACUGCAAAAAUACAAAAAGCUGCUAUAUUGACCAGUAGCCCCUACAAAAAUCAAAUUCAACUAGCUCAGGAGCUUAAACUGGCAAAGGAAAAGGUCAAGGAGCUACAGAUGAAGAUUGGGCCUUUGUCUAAAAAGAUGAAAGCAACUAAAUCCAGUCAAGAGUUUUCAGGCAUGUCUUGUAACGCAUAA